Molecule: messenger RNA, 1098 nt
Organism: Mesocestoides corti
Lineage: Eukaryota; Metazoa; Platyhelminthes; Cestoda; Cyclophyllidea; Mesocestoididae
Source: the annotation of a GenBank genome assembly
AUGCCCUCCAGGAUCGCAGUGCAUUCGAAAUCAGUGCUAUCAGAAUUUGACAAUGAAUACAACGACUACUCUGAAACCCACAAAUAUAACGAAUACCACCACAACAACCACGUCAACCACAAGAGCUCCGAACACAACAAUAACAACAACUACGAGUACCACGACAACCACCACCCCAACCACGUCCACCACAACUACUACGAGCACCACAAUGCCGACAUCAACAAAAACAACGACUCCCACCUCACCAACCACGUCCACCUCAACUACUGCGAGCACCACAAUGCCGACAUCAACAAAAACAACGACUCCCACCUCACCAACCACGUCCACCACAACUACUACGAGCACCACAAUGCCGACAACAAAGCCAUCGACUCCCACCACACCAACCACGUCCACCUCAACUACUACGAGCACCACAAUGCCGACAUCAACAAAACCAACGACUACCACCACACCAACCACGUCCACCACAACUACUACGAGCACCACAAUGCCGACAUCAACAAAAACAACGACUACCACAACACCAACCACGUCCACCACAACUACUACGAGCACCACAAUGCCGACAUCAACAAAAACAACGACUCCCACCUCACCAACCACGUCCACCUCAACUACUGCGAGCACCACAAUGCCGACAUCAACAAAAACAACGACUCCCACCUCACCAACCACGUCCACCACAACUACUACGAGCACCACAAUGCCGACAACAAAGCCAUCGACUCCCACCACACCAACCACGUCCACCUCAACUACUACGAGCACCACAAUGCCGACAUCAACAAAACCAACGACUACCACCACACCAACCACGUCCACCACAACUACUACGAGCACCACAAUGCCGACAUCAACAAAAACAACGACUACCACAACACCAACCACGUCCACCACAACCACUACGAGCACCACAAUGCCGACAUCAACAAAAACAACGACUCCCACCUCACCAACAAGGCCCACCACGGGAGCACCGAACACAACAACUACUGUCGGGGAUUCAACAACACCCACCACGCCAACCAAUUCCACUGCAAGAGUACCUGCUACCACCAACUUGACAACAACUGCGACCAAAUCAACUUC